UUCAAUUUGAACUAAUUUCUACUAAUUAAACAAAAUUUAAAGUAUAUGAAUAACCAUGAAAUCAUCAUCAAAAUAAUAAAUUAAUCAUUUAAAUACAUUAAAGUGCUUUAAUUAAAGAAAGUGUAAGUAAAUUAUAAUUUUCUGCAUUAGACAAUACCACAGUAAGUAAACCCAAAUAUGUGCUAACCUUGGCCAUUAAAAUCUGGUUCAUCUUGCAUAUCUUAAAUUCGUCUUCAUUAAGGUGGGAGACGCGACUAUAUAAGCCAACCACCAAUCUUCAUAUGCACCAGACUCAUUACACAUUCCAUUCAUUAACCAUGAACCGAGUAAUCGUGGCUUUGGCCCUUUUCGGAUUUGCGGCCUGCGGCCGCCUGGAAAACAAAUAUCUGCCUCCUAAUCAAGGGGGUAGGGGCUACUCCAACGGGGCUGGUGCUGCAUUUGCUCCUAAACCUUCCGGUUUGUACAGUGCACCGUCUGGACUGUCUGGUGCUGGGCACUUUGGUGGAUCAGCAGCCGGACAAUACUCCGGUUCUGGUGCCGGACAUUUCGGUGGCUCAGCAGCCGGACAAUACUCCGGUUCUGGUGCCGGACAUUUCGCUGGCUCAGCAGCCGGACAAUACUCCGGUGCUUCCGGACACUACGACGGUGCUGGUGCUGGCCAAUACUCCGGUGUUGGACAAUACAAUGGUCAACAUCCUGGUGCUCAGAUUCCCAUCUUGCGUUUGGAAAACAACAACAACGGUGAUGGCACCUACAACUAUCUGUACGAAACUGGGGACGGCAUCAACGCCCAAGAACAAGGAAAAGGUGGUGUAGGAGCUGAAGGCGGCUUCUCCUACACUUCCCCCGAGGGACAACAAAUUCAAGUCAGCUACACCGCCGACGAAAACGGCUUCCACCCACAAGGAGCCCAUCUUCCAACCCCACCACCAAUCCCCGAAGCCAUUUUGAGGUCUAUUGAGCUGAACAAGGCCGCUGCUGCUCGUGGUGAAUACCAAGAAGGUGCCUACAAUGAAGGUUCUUACAACGAAGGUCCAAAGGCUCAAUACGGUGCACCAGCUCCUCAAGCUUUCGGAGGGGCUUCCUUCGGUGCUCCCAGGCCACAGUAUGGAGCUCCAGCUCAACAAAAUAACGGUGGAUACAGAUACUAGACGAAUGUGCCAUAAGUGUUCUUAGCAGUCCUUUUUAAUAUAUUUUUGUAAA
Molecule: messenger RNA, 1203 nt
Organism: Aethina tumida (small hive beetle)
Lineage: Eukaryota; Metazoa; Arthropoda; Insecta; Coleoptera; Nitidulidae
Product: pupal cuticle protein 20-like
Exons: 3
Coding region: 282-1151 (289 amino acids)
Cellular component (GO): chitin-based extracellular matrix
Molecular function (GO): structural constituent of chitin-based larval cuticle
Source: RefSeq, a predicted model, not a curated record